AUGCUGUUGCGGCUCGUUGUGUACGUAGAUGACGCGCGUCGUCCGUUGGACUUGGAGGACGCCUGCGUCCGUGUCUUCAGCAUAUUGGACCUUGCCGCGUACCUGAAGAACGCUCUGCAGCGCCCCCCGAGGGUUAUUUUGUACUGGAACUUUGAGCACAAACGGUACGAACUUUUGACCGCACUGCAUACCCUCGUGCAGCAGCGCAACGGUGACGACACGUCUCAUGGCGCAUCGGCGAACACCGUUGUGCUGGCGCACUUGUGGGUGGAGACGCGGCCUCUCCAGCUUGACCCUGUGGACCCGGACGUGGAUGUCGCGGAGUACGCGGAGCUCGCGAAGCAUGUGCGGCACUGGGCAGGGAAUAAGCACGUUAUGUUUUCGCUUGGGAAUGCGUUGCGUGUGACUGACCCGAGCCUUGAACGUUUAUUUGAUAACGUGCGUGGCACACGGAUGUCCGGUGGUCCGGACCGCGUUGAGCUGCUGUACUAUACAAACAACUCUCUUAGUAGCAGCGAGGUGCUGCAGCGUGGGUUUGACCGCGGGGGAGAUGUUGGUGGUUGGGCCACGCCACCUCCUGUGUUUGUCUUUACCUCCUCCAUGAAGGACCAGGAUGACAAGGAUGUCUCUCCGUCGGAGCCGCACAAAGUUCUCCUGUGUGAAGUCGCCUUGGGCCGUGUGUGGUUGUCUGACGUUUCCCUUUUGAAGAACUUGGCGCCGCCGCCGCCCGGCUACGACAGUGUGUGCCAUCGGGUGGAGAGGAAGGACGGGGUAGUUGUGAAGGCGGUUUGCGUGGGGCAGAAUUUUCAGGCGCUGCCGCGCUACGUGUUGACGCUUUCCGCGGAAAAACGUAACCACCGGGGCACGCCACCCCGUGAGAUUCACUUUGCUUCAGUCGUCCCGCACCGCCGGACGGGGAGUGUAGGAGGCCGCACGUUUGCAAAUGUGCAGAAUACAUCACUUGUGCAGAGGCCACCGAAACGAUCCGGUUCGGUGCCCCUCCUGAUAAAUAGAAGGCAAACGCAGUCAUCGUCGCUCUUGACCAACGUCACGUGUGCGGUUCACAGCGGAACACUCUUGGGGCUUUGGUGCUCAACGUGUGGGUGCGUCAUUUGCCCGUAUUGCGCCUCCAUUGGCAACCACAAGGGCCAUGGGGUAACUGGCAUGGAGGGCAUUGUAGGUGAAAUGCGAGGAAAAGUGAGUGAGGUUUGCCAGGAACUUUUUGCGCGGCUGGAACAAUACCGACGUGUCGAGUCACACCUGAAAUCGCAACGGACAGAACUGUUGGAGCGGCGUGACGAGGCAAUGGCUGCGGCAGAGAAACAUUUUUUGGCCUGCAUCGUCUUAUAG
This is a messenger RNA of Trypanosoma rangeli, 1350 nucleotides long. Its product is annotated as poly [ADP-ribose] polymerase. Gene Ontology annotation, molecular function: zinc ion binding. The transcript has a single exon. The coding region runs from base 1 to 1350 and encodes 449 amino acids. Lineage: Eukaryota; Euglenozoa; Kinetoplastea; Trypanosomatida; Trypanosomatidae. The record is from RefSeq and is a predicted model, not a curated record.